CGAUUGCUUAAGCGCUGCAAAACAUAAAAUCGAUUUUCAAAUAUCGCGUGACCACAUAAACAUUGUUGAGGAACCAUAAAACAUGUAAAUCAAGUCAUUACAAUAAACAAAACUUCGACCAGAGUCAGUGUCAUCGUCAUGAGUCCGUGGAGCUCGGAGUCAUUCUCCACUGACGACCGACGGCAUCUACAUGUGCUCGCUAAUAUUUCGUCACUUUAUUUUAUUUGUUAAACUCGUCCGAAUGGUGCGGUAAACCAAAAUCAUGGAGCUCGAAGACACGAAUAUUACGAACUUUAAAACGAACGUGACGUUAGACCAAGUGAUGGAUUUUUUUAACUUAAACCUUUCUAAUGUGAACCAAAGUGAAGUGUCACAAAUACAUUUGUUCGACCUGUACGAAGCAUACAAAACUAUUGAGAAGGAACAGUUGAUGGUGUACAAGUCAGUGGCUUAUAUCAUCGGGACUCUCAUCAUUUUGAGCAACUUGACAGUUGUUAUAUCUAGCGGACUGAUACUAAGAAAAGGUCAACAACCAAAGAGCACAUAUCUCCUUCUUGGCAAUGUGUCCCUCGCUGACACCAUCGUCGGGUUCUCCCUAAUUUUCGGAGUCACAGUGGACAACUCUGUGAGUUCCAACCCCUUGUGUAUCUUUCAAAUAGGUAUGUUAGUAUGUCCAGCCAUGGUCUCCAUCUUCAGCGUGGGUCUCAUCGCCGUGGACCGGUACAUCUAUAUCCUCCACGGCCUAUAUUACCAAAGGUGGUUCAACACCACUCGAGUCAGGAUCGGGAUCCUAUGCAUUUGGAUGAUCGGUAUAACUCUUGGAUUCAUGCCAGCUACUGGAUGGACUAACACAGAGUUGAUAGUCACUCGAUGUUACUACGUCUCUCUCUUUCCCGGCCCUCUUAUACUUAUCAACUCCUUCCUUAGUAUUGUACCAAUCAUGGUCGGGCUUGUUCUCUAUAUCAUUAUUCUUAUAAAAGCCUUAAAAACAGUCAACGUUCUAAACAAAAGCGCAAAAAACAGCAAAGCGUACAGGGAAAAUAUGAAUUUUAGAAUCUCUCGUGGUAAAGGCAAUGAUACUACGUCGAGCACUCCAUCCGUUGAUGAGGUCCAAAAUAAAUCAACACCUAAACUCACUAAGAGUGCUUCUUACAAUAAUAACGUGUAUGGAGAUGGAGUUAUUGCAAAACCGACCUUAAAGACUAAAUCUAAAAGUAACCAUGAACUCGGUCUUACUCAAACAAUGUCAGCAAAUAACUUUGAAAAUAUUGGCAAUCGAAGUAAAUCUCAGAGUGAGUCAAUGAUUAGCAUUUGUACAAUUCAAUCUCAAGGAUCCAACCCUGACGUCUCAAUGCCGAAUCUCAAACCUUCAAGGUUUCAGAAUCAAGUGAGAAAGAUUUGCAACAUAAACGCUGCCUCGCGAAGGCCGAAAGAGCCAAAUAAAUGGAGGGCGAUUACUAUAGUUAUGUUGACUUCUGGAAGUUUCGUAAUCACCUGGAUGCCAUUUUUCAUUAGUGUUACUGUGUUUGUGUUUUGCGAAGACAAAUUGACAAAUCCUAGAUGUAUGUAUAUAAGGUACUUACUUGGUGGUCCGUUAGCAACUCUUGCCUUUUUGAAUAGCAUAUUGAACCCCUUGAUUUACGCGUGGUGGCACAAAGGCUUUCAAGAAUCCGUUAAGAACUAUUAUAGAGUGUUUAUAUUAAAUUGUUUUUGUAGGAUCAGUAGAUAGUGCUACUUAGUAAUCGUUGUUAAGAAUCUCAAUUACAUUUUAUCCAAAGUUAUCCAUGACAUUGUCACGAAGCUCUCUAUUUGUGUUGAUAUUUUUUUUGUGGAAUACAAUUUCGUGAACUCACCUUAAUGAAACGUUUUUACUUGCUUUGACCCUUAAUUUUAUUAUAACUUUCGUGAGACAUGCUAAAUUUAUUAUUAUGUUAGCUAUAUAGCUUACUCACGAAACGAGCAACUCGACUAGUUUCAAGCCAUGCUAGAGGCUCAUAUUCAUGAGCAGCAUUCCACGACACACGACGCAGCGCCUAUGGCGAAAUGCUGCUCAUAAAUAUGAUCCUCAAUCGUUUAUUAAGAGUAAGUUAUCAAUGAGUGAUGAUUGCCUACAUAGUUUCAUUUCUGUGGCUUCAAAAAUCAUGUUUAUUUUAGAAAUUCAACUGUUACCAGUGCUCCACCGCCUUAGUCACUAAUGAAACACCAGGUACACUUGAUGACCAUCAAAAUUGUUGUAUGUUACUGUUUAACUAGUUAUUCUAGAUUAUUGUAUGUUUGUGAUAACUUAAACUAGCUUUAUGUAAUCUAUAUGUUAAUAAUACUUGUACAUAACUAUAUUUAUUAAGUGCGUAAUUUGUAUAUUAUACCUAUAUGUUUAAUGUUAUCUAAGAUUUAAGGUACGUCAUUACGUAUGUUGUCAUUGUAUUGGCCAAAUUGUGUUAUGGCACCUUGUAUUAGCUUAUUUUCAGAUCUUUUACCAUUAUUUAUACCUUCUAGUUCUAGUAAUAGUCUUCUAUCAACCAAUCAUAAACGAGUCAUUUCUAAAAUAGACAUUGAAUGAUAGAUGACAUGGACAGUACUUAUUGGGCCUAAAUUAUCUGGACACGAUUUAUGAGUCAAAUCAUGUCACUUUACAAAAUUCUUUACAGCAUACGUGUGAUUUAAAAGAAGUGAUUUCAGAAUAAAGAGUAGCUACAUAUUUCCAAGUAAUCUUAUGUGUAAUUAUUCCAUUUACAACCCACACAGGUAUAUUCAUAUCCACAUUACCAGCGAUGGGUUGGACAGGGCGGACGUUCAGGGACUUCAGAUGCUGGUACAUCGCCGUCUUCCCUUCAGCCCUCCUCCUCGUCCUGUCCAUCGUAGUCCUCUCUGUCAUCAUCAUGGUCUGCAUCCUAUACAUCCUCAUCCUUCGCAGUGCCGUCAAAGCCGUCGAUAAAAUCAGAGAGUUCAAAGAAAACAGCUAUACGAAUAAAGGCUUCAUCGAUGAUUUAGCUAACUCAGCUGCUGUCACAUCUAAUUCAGAUUCUUGUGGCAGCUCUGUUGUGGAGAUGCGUAAAUUCGAUAGUGAAACACAGACUUAUCAAAGCGAUGCGAGUAGAGAUAGAAGAAUGGGUUGCUGUAGGAUGAGCAGCAGUCAUCCAAGUAAAUUGAAGGCAGUGAAAACUGUUCUUAUAGUAACUUUAUGUUUUCUCGGUACAUGGGCACCGUACUAUGUAGCCGUAAUAAUGUAUGUAAAGUGCGAUAUCAUGAAGAAUGGCUACGAAUGUAUUCCUUUAGAAAUAUUAACGUUAGGGCCUCUUUAUUUGCUAGGCGUUUGCAACAGUCUCUGUGAUCCUCUGAUUUAUGCAUGGCGACAUUCUGGUUUUAAGAGCACAUUAAAGAGGAUUUACUGGAAGUGUUUAGCGAAACAUAAGAUAUAAGAUGAUAUAAUGACGUCACUCGUUACUCGUAAUGAUUAAUUAAACCUAAUAUAUAAGUGUAAAGCAAACAGUAUUGAAAUGUUAAAGUUUUUAUGAAAAGAAAAUAAAAUAAAUUAAAUUGUUUUGUA
Messenger RNA from Spodoptera frugiperda (fall armyworm), 3547 nucleotides. RefSeq names its product dopamine receptor 4. Lineage: Eukaryota; Metazoa; Arthropoda; Insecta; Lepidoptera; Noctuidae. The record is from RefSeq and is a predicted model, not a curated record. The coding region runs from base 263 to 1729 and encodes 488 amino acids. Gene Ontology annotation, molecular function: G protein-coupled receptor activity. The transcript has 4 exons. Gene Ontology annotation, cellular component: membrane. Gene Ontology annotation, biological process: adenylate cyclase-activating adrenergic receptor signaling pathway; G protein-coupled adenosine receptor signaling pathway.